AUGCUUCGUAGGACAUCCCCUUCUUACUUGUUUUCUCUUCCCCCAUGUCAUGACCUUACCAUUGACAAAACAGAUGACAUAAUGGCAGGAGUGAAGUCUACCGCGCUCCUUUUUGGAGACAAAACAAAAUAUUGGUUGACCGGCUUUGGAACCGCUGCCAUUGCUGGUCUAGCUAUUACUGCUACUGCUCUGCACUUUGGAUGGCAAAUUGGCACUCUAAACAUAGAUGACGGAAGCGACUGUUGGAAAAAGUUUCGAUCUAACCGAUGGAUGGGCAUCAUACUAUUUUCGGGAAUUGUCGCAAGCACCCUGCUGAAAGAAGAUAAAAACUCUGAUUUCAAACUUGAAAAUGACGAAGACAAUGAAGUUUGA
This is a messenger RNA of Cylicostephanus goldi, 372 nucleotides long. The record is from the annotation of a GenBank genome assembly. Lineage: Eukaryota; Metazoa; Nematoda; Chromadorea; Rhabditida; Strongylidae.